AUGCCAAGAGUGGAUCGUGCCAUGGUUCUUUUUGGUUGUUGGGCAGGCAGGCGGGGCACCUCAGGCGCCAGCGCGGGCCUGUCUGCGGCGUGUGAGCCGGUUUUUGCUUCUCAUCCCUCCGGACCCGUUCCUUCAUGCCAGGAGUGGAUCGUUGCACGCAUUUUGCUUAUCGGGCAGACGGGGCACCUUGCGGGGACGCCCCGCUGCGGGCGUGUCUUCGGCGCGUGGGCCGAUUUUUGCGUUUCAAGAGGCGCCGCGCGGGCGAUCCGCAGAUCUCCAGCAGUGGGGCGGCGGAGGUUUGGGUCGGUGCGUGCGCAGCAGCAGAGGCGGCUGCUCCUGCUGCAGGCUUCGGUGGAGGGCCCAGCGCAGUGUCAUUCGGUAGCAAAUCAUGGGAGCUUGGUCUACCCUCUUAAUUCCGUCUCUGGCGUCGAUUAG
Molecule: messenger RNA, 435 nt
Organism: Prorocentrum cordatum
Lineage: Eukaryota; Dinophyceae; Prorocentrales; Prorocentraceae
Source: the annotation of a GenBank genome assembly